Messenger RNA from Sorex araneus (European shrew), 3844 nucleotides. It is a transcript of the gene FICD, whose product is annotated as FIC domain protein adenylyltransferase. The record is from RefSeq and is a predicted model, not a curated record. Lineage: Eukaryota; Metazoa; Chordata; Mammalia; Eulipotyphla; Soricidae. Gene Ontology annotation, molecular function: protein binding. The transcript is spliced from 3 exons. The coding region runs from base 209 to 1588 and encodes 459 amino acids.
GCGAACCCGGAGGCUCGAAGGAGCGAGCCUGGGCGGGGUUCCGACAGGGGCUGCCCCCGGGCGCGACCCCGGAGAAGAGCGCCCGGCUAAGCACAUCGUGCUGUCUCCGAGUCCGUGACCCGAGAGGGGGGCGAGCGCUUUCCCCCGUGGGGUGGCGCAGACUGAGAUCUCCCGUGGACCGGAGCGAGGGGCUCGGCCCUGCGUCCAGAUGACCCUCCUGCCCAUGGCAUCCGCGGUGGCGGUGACCGAGCCCAGGUGGGUCUCCGUGUGCGGCCGCCACCUGUGGCUGCUGCUGUUCAGCAUGGCGCUGGGGUCCCUGGUGGCCCUGCUCCUGCCGCUGGGGGCCAUGGAGGAGCAGUGCCUGGCCCUGAUCAAAGGCUUCUCCCUGCUCCGGAGCAAGCUGGACAGAGCACAGCACGCCGCCGCCGCCAAGUGUCCCGGCCCGUCCACGGAGCUCAGCAUCACCUCCCGGGACGCAGCCCCGCACACGGUGCGAACCAAGGCCUCGCCAGCCGCUAAGCUGGAGGCCAGAGCCGCCCUGAACCAGGCCCUGGAGAUGAAGCGCCAGGGCAAGCGGGAGAAGGCCCACAGGCUCUUCCUGCACGCCCUCAGGAUGGACCCCGACUUCGUGGACGCGCUCACCGAGUUCGGCCUCUUCUCGGAGGAGGACAAGGACAUCGUGCAGGCGGACUACCUGUACACGCGGGCGCUGACCCUCGCGCCCCACCACCAGAAGGCCCUGGUGAGCCGGGACCGGACGCUGCCGCUGGUGGAGGAGAUCGACCAGCGCUACUUCGGCAUCAUCGACAGCAAAGUGAAGAAGAUCCUGUCCAUCCCCAAGGGCAACUCGGCACUGCGCCGGGUCAUGGAGGAGACCUACUACCACCACAUCUACCACACGGUGGCCAUCGAGGGCAACACCCUCACCCUGUCGGAGAUCCGGCACAUCCUGGAGACGCGCUACGCCGUGCCCGGCAAGAGCCUGGAGGAGCAGAACGAGGUCCUGGGCAUGCACGCGGCCAUGAAGUACGUCAACACCACGCUGGUGUCCCGCGUCGGCUCCGUCACCACAGGCGACCUCCUGGAGAUCCACCGGCGGGUGCUGGGCUACGUGGACCCCGUGGAGGCCGGCCGGUUCCGGAGGACCCAGGUCCUGGUGGGCCACCACCUCCCCCCGCCCCCGCAGGACGUGGCCCGGCAGACGGACGAGUUCGUGCAGUGGCUCAACUCGGAGGACGCCAUGAACCUGCACCCGGUGGAGUUCGCUGCCCUGGCCCACUACAAGCUCGUCUACAUCCACCCGUUCAUCGACGGCAACGGCAGGACGUCGCGCCUGCUCAUGAACCUCAUCCUCAUGCAGGCGGGCUACCCGCCCAUCACCAUCCGCAAGGAGCAGCGGGCCGAGUACUACCACGUCCUGGAGGCCGCCAACGAGGGCGACGUGCGGCCCUUCAUCCGCUUCAUCGCCAAGUGCACCGAGACGACGCUGGACACUCUGCUCUUCGCCACCACCGAGUACUCGGUGGCACUGCCCGAGGCCAGGCCCAACCACUCCGGCUUCAAGGAGACGCUGCCCGUGAAGCCCUAGCCUGGGACGGGAGGGUGGGGGGGCGGGGGGCCAAAACAAAACAAAACAAAACAUCGCAUUUCUAGAAGCUUCACCAUCUCCCGAAGCGAAAGGAGGUGGCUGAGAGGCUUCAACUUCCUUUACCUCCACUUUUUUUUUUUGGGGGAGUUGAAAAUACUAAAUUAUUAUUAAGUUUUAUCUCUAAGAUAACACCAUUUAGCCCAGUUAUUUAUUUCCCUUUUUGUGCUAGUGAGUCUCGUGUAGCAGCCGCUGGCCGCGCUGUGGGCCCCACCCCGUGGGCCUGCAGGCCGCAGGGGGCCAGCCAGCAGUGUUUCUCGUGUGGCGGGAACACGGGUCCCGAAGCAGAAUUUGCACGAAGGUGUGUGUGUGUGUGGGGGGGGGUGCUCCGCCUUUCUCUGGGCCGGGCAGGGCCAGGCUCUAGGGUGGCACGCAGAAGGCCCGGCCUCCUGAGGAGCCCCGAGUCCCAGUCCAAGGAGUGAAAAGUUGUGUCAUGAGGGUUUGCUUCCCGCCACAGACCUUCCGGUUGUGGCCAAGUUCUUCCUCACAGCACAUCUCUGAGGUGUGAGAUAAACGCUGACCCGAGUUUCUAAAUAAGAACCUUGCUUAUUUUCUUUCGUUUUUGGGUCACACCCAGCGAUGCACAGGGGUCACUCCUGGCUCAUGCACUCAGGAAUUACUCCUGGCGGUGCUCAGGGGACCAUAUGGGAUGCUGGGAAUCGAACCCAGGUCGGCCGCGUGCAAGGCAAACGCCCUCCCCGCUGUGCUAUCACUCCAGCCCCAGAACCUUAAUUUUUUUUUUUUUUUUUUGCUUUUUGGGUCACACCCGGCAAUGCACAGGGGUCAUUCCUGGCUCAUGCACUCAGGAAUCACCCCUGGCAGUGCUCAGGGGACCACAUGGGAUGCUGGGAAUCGAACCCGGGUCGGUCGCGUGCAAGGCAAACGCCCUCCCCGCUGUGCUAUCACUCCAGCCCCUAACCUUGCUUAUUUUCAAGAAUCUUUGAGCCCUUGUCAGUUUGAAACUCUAGUGCCAGAGGCUGUUUUUACUGUCCAGUCCAAUUUUUCUCCUCUUUGGGUCAGCCUGUUUUUCCUUUUUUUUUUUUCAGACCACACCUGGUGGUGCUCAAGUCUUACUCCUGACUGCAUUUGGGGGUCACUUCACUCCUGGUGGUACUCAGACCACAGAUGGUGUCGGGAAUUGAACCCGGGCCAGCCGCAUGCGAGGCAAGUGCCCUAGCCCAACCAGGCUAGUUUUUAUCAUGUUUUUAUAUUUCACUGGCAACAAUGCACACCAGGUAUUUCAGUGCAAAAGUUCUGGUUUAUUUAUCAACCACAGCACAUCCGCUGCAACUAUCGUGUGAGCGGGUGGGGUCACCUGCCCGUGGAAGUGGGACACGGCCAGGUCGAUGCUCAGGAACAUACCUGAGAAAGCAGCCAAGAACUAAGCAUCUCUGAUACUGAUUUCAGUAACAGCUUCUGCUGAACCAUGAAAAAAAAAAAAAAAAAACACCUUUGUCCACUGCCAGGACAGACCCUCUCCCCUCCCCGCUAGCCACUGUACGGUUUCGGCAGAACUGGGUGGCCGUACUGUCCUAGCAACUUGUCAGACUGGUAAAAUCGCACAGCCACAUGGGUUGGGAGCAGAAGCGUCUCUCUUAAGCCCACAUGGGGAGGGCAUUGCCAACGUGACUACUACUAGUCAGAAUGGCCCGGUUGCUGGGUUCUGAUCCCAGCCCCGGGGCCCGUGUCCAACACAGGCGACCUGCACUUAUGUUAGUGUCGGAUUGAGCGUACAGAGUCGUCUCGAACCUGAGAAUUCAGACCCGGACGGGAAGCCUGGAGGUCGCCGUGCUGAUACACUUAACCACACAAUAAGCAGGUUCAGGUUUCUGAAAGCUUUAAAAAAAAAAGCCAGAGAGGGGCCAGAGAUAGUACAAGGGUUAGGGCACCUGCUUUGCAUGUGGCCAAGCCCUGUUCCACCUCCACACCACGUCUGGUCCCAAGAGAGACGUGAUCACUUAGCACAGCUGGGUGUGGCCCCAAAACGAAGAUCAGGGAGAAGCUUUCGUGAAGAGAUGAAGUGGCCCAAACCCUGAUCAAAAAUUUCGUCCUUGUUACUGCCAUAAGGUGUUUCCUCAGUCUUUAUAAGCACGCCAGGAGGCUGCCAGAGCUGGUUUUAUACUUUGGCCAUUUGCACUUUAACUGUAUGUGAAGGAUAUUAUUUUAACAAAUGACUAAUAAAGUAUUUUAUUACAUCAA